AUGAGUCCCGGCAUCGUCCCAUCCAAGAACAAGGGCCCCAAGGCCUGCACGACAUGCGCCAAGGCAAAGGCCAGAUGCGUCCCGGGCCCUGAAGGGAGCCUCAAGUGCGACAGGUGUCACCGGCUGGACAAGACAUGUAUGUCCCAGACUCCGGCUCCGCCCCGGCCCCGGAAGAGCCCCAAGUUGUCAAAGAUUGCCGCUCUGGAGAAGCGUCUGGAGGAGCUGUCGUCCCAUGUACGGCACGACUCUUCGAGCAGAUCCCCCACACCGUCCCCCGAGGCUGAGACGGAGCCAGCGUCGGAGCUCUGCAGCAAGACUGACAGCAGCUGGGACUUUAACCACAUUUUUCCUCUGAAGCAGAGUUCUGAUAGUCAAACACCCCAUCCACCAGCGUCAGAACCAGGCAAGCGGCGGCCAUGGGACUCAUGGUGGCCUACGCCACACGAGGCCGAGCUACUGCUGGCAGGCUAUAGGAACAUCCACGCGUGUCUAUUCCCCUUUGUGAGAGUACCAGAGCAUCUCACGGCGUUGGAGGUGAGAGAGAACAGGCCGUUUAUGUGGAAGGCCAUCAUGAUGGUGGGGUGCUUCCUCGAUGGGGCAAGACAGGUCAAACUGGGUGAGGAGCUGUUGGCCGAGAUUGGCCGGGCGGCGGUUGUGGACGGGCUGAAGAGCCUGGAUCUGCUGCAUGGGCUGCAGAUGUUGGUAGCAUGGUUUCACUAUGCACUCAAGGGCUCGCAGGUUACGAAUCUGCUCUUCCUCGCUCGGUCCAUGUGCGUCAACUUGACUUUCAAGGAGGAUGCUAGCUUGCAAGGGGAAGCUAUGGAGCAGAACCUCGAUCAUAUGAGAGCAUAUGCCGGGACAUAUUAUCUCAACACUUUGGUGUUUACGGCAAACAAGAGACCGGAUGUUCUCAUGAACACUAGUUCCUUAGAGACGUGCUGCAAGGCGCUCGAGGCAAAUAUGCAGUAUCCGUCUGAUGAGUAUUUGUCUAUAUCUCUCACCAUGACUGUCGAAAAUAUUGGCCAACAUGCUAUGAAGCUACCGUUAACAAUGGUGGUGCGCUCAUUCCAGGACCAGCUUGAUCAGUACAGGAAUUCUCUUGGGCCACGCUUUUCCGGCAAUGAUAAUCUCAAGUCACAUAUUCAUGUGGCCGAGGUUCUCCUCUACGAGAUUGCCCUCUCGGAUCAACACUCCACAGCCUCAUAUAUGCCCUUGACCGACCGCCUCCAACUCCUCUGGGGCUGCCUCAGAUCGCUCAAGUCCUUUUUCGACCUCCGCUUCUCACAUCGUGAGCUCGAAAGACCGCGGUUCCUGUGCAUGAGCGCGUCUGAUUUUGUCUAUACUAUCAUCACGGGUAUCAAGCUCAUGACCCUGCAACUGCCUGGAUGGAACCUCGCCAGCAUUCACAACGAGCUCGACAUGACCGAGGUGAUGGACCAGCAGGUUCGUGAUCUGGUGGUCAUCGUCGCGCGGCGCAAGCAGGGCAAUAUGCUAGGCACGGCGACUCCCUUGGGUGUUCCAGCGCCGCAGCCCCCCGAGGAUCCGUUCGAGAGACUACUGCGGCAACUCAAGACGCUGAGGGACCUGGUCAAGGUGGAGCUGAAGCGGCUUGUAGCCGGGACUGCAAACCCUCAGGUCAUCGAGUUUAGCCAAGACAUUUUGAUGGGUGAUUUCAGCAGUGAUUUCUGGCAGGGAUCUACGCAGGGGUUUAAUGUUUGGAAUAUUGUGGGGGAUCCGGGCGUGUUGGAUGAGUCUUUGCAAUGA
Molecule: messenger RNA, 1764 nt
Organism: Fusarium vanettenii 77-13-4
Lineage: Eukaryota; Fungi; Ascomycota; Sordariomycetes; Hypocreales; Nectriaceae
Exons: 6
Coding region: 1-1764 (587 amino acids)
Biological process (GO): regulation of DNA-templated transcription
Cellular component (GO): nucleus
Molecular function (GO): DNA-binding transcription factor activity, RNA polymerase II-specific; transcription cis-regulatory region binding; zinc ion binding
Source: RefSeq, a predicted model, not a curated record